Cynoglossus semilaevis (tongue sole) is the source of this 3128-nucleotide messenger RNA. RefSeq names its product basic helix-loop-helix family, member e41 (gene bhlhe41). The coding region runs from base 767 to 2071 and encodes 434 amino acids. The transcript is spliced from 6 exons. The record is from RefSeq and is a predicted model, not a curated record. Gene Ontology annotation, molecular function: DNA binding; protein dimerization activity. NCBI's taxonomy places the organism in Eukaryota, Metazoa, Chordata, Actinopteri, Pleuronectiformes, Cynoglossidae. Gene Ontology annotation, biological process: regulation of DNA-templated transcription.
AGUUAAUAUCGGACAUCCUUACUUUUGUGUUUUAGUGACACUGACAGCUCCAUGUAAGGUCCAAAACCUUACAUACCAGACUUUGAAUAACUAAAAAGCACUUCGUCAUGAUCUAAGGUGAUAAGGUGAUUCUGGCCGCUUAUAUUGGUAAUAAUAGUGAAAAUUAUUAUAUAGAAACAAACAACCACUGUUCUUAAUGUAAGGCUAGAAACAACACCGCUUAGCAACUGCGUAGCUCGUUAUUAUUGUUGUUGUUAUUGUAGUAAAAACAAAAAGCAGCUUCUCCUCUUUGAGCCCCCUCCCCUGCCCCCUCCUCGAUGUCUCUGCGGGCCCCUGGCAGAAAAGUUUCAGACAGAUCAUGUGCUGUCAAACGCAGGAACAUAUGCUUCACUGUUUGCAGUCUGCCUCCUCACGCCCGUGCACUCCUUCUUCCCCACUAAGGCGCAGAUCACGUUUCAGCAGCCAGGUCACUGUGAUUUGAAGCAGUCGCUAUAGCAGCCGCGCUGCCUGUGUAACACCGAGCGGCUCUAAUUACCGGACUUUGAGCUGGUGCAGCCUACACGUGAGUCGGAAGCUUGUUCAACCAGCGGCGGCGCGCCUGCGCUCUCACCACAGCACAGACGGCUUUGGCAAAGUGGCUGCUCACACAUAUCAGUCUGAGACGCUGCUCCACAGGAGCACACCUCGUCUAACAUCAUCUCCCACCUUCGGCCGCCCGCGUCUGGUCCUAGAAUAACAAACAGUUGUCAGGAGCCGCAGAGCAGCGAUGGAUGAACGGAUACCGCAUUUGCAGGACAGGCACUUCAUGGAUCACGCAGAUUUCCUGGGGGUGGAUUAUCCCACUGUCUACAUGUCUAAAUCCAAAAGAGGAAUAAAACGAGAGGAUGACGGCAAGGACGCCUAUAAGUUACCACACCGGUUGAUAGAGAAGAAAAGGAGAGACAGGAUCAACGAAUGUAUCGGGCAGUUGAAGGAUUUGUUACCGGAGCAUCUGAAGCUUUCGACACUGGGACAUUUGGAGAAGGCAGUUGUCCUGGAGUUAACGCUGAAACACCUGAACGCACUGACGGCUGUCACCGAGCAGCAGCACCAGAAGAUUAUUGCUCUGCAGAACGGGGAUCGGUCCAUGAAGUCAGCCAUUCACGCAGACCUGGACGCGUUCCACUCUGGAUUCCAGGCCUGUGCCAAAGAGGUCCUGCAGUACCUGAGUCAGUUCGAGAACUGGACGACACGGGAGCAGCGGUGCACGCAGCUUAUCAACCACCUUCACAAGGUGCUGGCGCGGUUCCACCCCGGCGCGCCGCCUCCGCCGGUCCAGCACCAGUUGCUAGCCGGAGACGCGCAGAACGCACCGAAAGCUGACAGCCAGACCAACUGUGUUCCGGUCAUUCAGAGGACCCAGGGCGGAGAGUUUAACGAGAACGACACAGACACAGACAGCGGGUAUGGCGGCGAGGCGGAGAAGAGCGAUGGCAAAGAUAAGAAUACUUGUGAGCGCAACGAGACGCAGAAGGGACCAAAGGCGGUGAAGAUCAAGCAGGAGUUUGGAGAUGAACGAGCCGCCAAAAGAACAAAGAUAAACUGGCCCGGUGCAGGGUCAGGGAGCGGUGACCCCAGCCGGUCCGACCUGGCAUUAAUUAACUCUCUGAUGGGAAUAAGCGGUGUGGGACAGCAGACACCCAUAUGCAUGCCUUUCUACUUCAUCAACCCCUCGGCGGCAGCUCCUUACAUGCCCCUGUUUGAUAAAAGUAACGUGGAAAAGUACGUGUACCCGGCGGCGGCGGCGGCUGCUGCUCUCACGUCCCCUUUCCCGUGGCUGUAUCCGGUACAAGCGUCUGCAGCGGCCGCGGCCGCGUUCCCCGGGUUGUCCUCGCACUUUGGCGCCUCCAUUAAUCACAAGGACUCCCUGUGUCCAGACAGCGACGGGUCACACGAGGCCGAGGCCGAGGCCGAGGCAGGCUCAGCCGAGGAGCCUGAGGAGAGUGACGACGGAGAGGCAGAGGCGUCCGAGAAGUCCCACGAGAUGAAGAGCAGCCCUCCUCAUCACUUGUCCGCCUGUGGAAACAGCUAAUCUGAUUCUGUUCCAUUUUUGUGCGCUCUGCCGAGGAGUCUAAAUGUUCCUCAUUUUUAUAUAUAUAUUAAAACGAGGCCACAUAUAAAAAGAGCUUUUACAAAAGAGUUGUUGGGGCUGUGGUGACGGCGUGUGCCUUUAACGCUUUUAAUGCGAAAUUGAAUCGUUCUGAAUGAAUGCUGACAGUGUCUGACUUGAGUAAACGGCCUGGAAAGUUGUUGUUAUUUUAAAAUGUUUUCUUUUAAUUAAAAGAGUAUUUUCAAAUGGCAGCGACUGGUGCCAAAACCUUUGAGUAUAUAUAGACGCAGUAUAUCAAUCAUUGAGCCUUCUUCUCUGUGUGGAUGUAUGAAGUUACCACUGAGGUUAUUAAGAGCUUUGCUGACUCUGCCUGUAAUUGUUACUACCUGGAACACAGUCUGACCCACGUUAACUCGUUGAUGUGCACUGGAAACAUAAGAGAGAGAUUCUGGCCGAGUGAAUGCUUCAGGUUCUAAUCCCACACCUUGCACGAGAUAUAGGUUGAACGAGUCCCAUUUUACCUGUAUCUAAAGCUGACAGAUGAUGGCACCUCAAUACAAACGACUGAUUUCAACACCUGUUAACGAUUGCACGUGAUAGCCAGAUAGAUGAGAUAUGAUACGGGGUAUUUUAUAUGCUGGACUGCCCCGUAUCUUAUCAUCACAAAUCAGAGUACGUUCUGUUUACUUUAUAAUGAAACUAGAACAAUCAUAAGAAUGAAAACACUCACUGACUGGAGGCUUCUUGACCAACAUGUGGUCUGCCCUCCCCGUGAAUGAGGCUUUACAGGGACCUCUACCUCCACUAACCUUUGCUAGGUAGAACCUUAGAGAUGUUAAAUAAUGAAUGUAAAAUGAUCCUUACUUUUUCAAAUGUAAAAGUGCACUUUGACCUGGUUUGGCCCUACUGUCAUCGACAGCCAUUUUAUAAGUCUGAAAGUCAAUCACUGUAUACUUCUCUGAGAACCUUGUUUUUCGUUGUUGAAUUUUCUAAAAAAAAAAAAAAAAAAAAAUUAAAGGUGCUUGAAGGAACUUCAGUU